UAUUGCAAAAAGUUGUAGCUUAUCAUAGUCUUCACAAAACCUCUUUCCUUUCUCCCUCUUGCACGCGUACACACACAUGCACAUUGAAAUCUUUUAUAAAGAAAAAUGUUGUUAUGAUGACGCCUAUUUAAGCCAAAGCUGGGCAGUAGUAUUAUAGAGUAUCUGCAUGUGAGGGAAAAGAAUUAAGAAUGGACAAUAUUUGGAUUGUGCUUGUUACAGCAAUUUGUGUGUGCACUUUGAUCCUCUACAGGAACAGGCUUAGACUUAAGCUCAGAACAAAACACAGAAAUCAGCUUCCCUUAGGCACUCUUGGAUGGCCUUUCAUCGGCGAAACCAUCGAGUUUGUUUCUUGUGCUUAUACUGAUCGCCCUGAGAGCUUCAUGGACAAGAGACGCAACAUGUAUGGCAAGGUGUUCAAGUCACACAUAUUUGGGAGCCGUACAAUUGUUUCCACUGAUGCAGAUGUGAAUAAGUUCAUACUGCAGAGUGAUUCAAAGGCUUUUGUCCCUGCAUAUCCCAGGUCUCUCAUGAAGCUGAUGGGGGAGUCCUCUAUUUUGGUCAUCAAUGGUAGCCUGCAUAGGAGAAUACAUGGACUCAUAGGAGCUUUCUUCAAGUCUCAGCAGCUUAAGGCUCAGAUUACCAGAGAUAUGGAGAAAUAUCUCCAAGAAUCAAUGGCGAAUUGGAGAGAGGACAAUCCUGUUUACGUACAAGAUGAAGCAAAAAAGAUUGCCUUUGAUGUACUGCUGAAGGCAUUGAUUAGUUUGGAACCAGGUGAAGAAAUGGAGCUUCUAAGGAAACAUUUUCAGGAAUUUAUCUCUGGUUUCAUGUCUUUACCCAUAAACCUACCAGGAACUAAAUUAUAUCAAUCUUUACAGGCAAAAAAGAAAAUGGUGAAAUUAGUGCAGAGAACUAUCCAAGCUAGAAGAAAGAGUGGCAUCUCCAAAGCUCCAAAAGAUGUAGUGGAUGUGCUUCUUAAUGAUGCAAAUGAGAAAUUGACAGAUGAUUUAAUAGCAGAUAAUAUUAUUGAUAUGAUGAUUCCAGGGGAGGACUCAGUGCCUGUUCUCAUAACUCUAGCUAUAAAGUACUUAUCUGAAUGUCCUGCUGCUUUGCAAAGAUUGACGGAGGAAAAUAUGAAGCUUAAGAAACUUAAAGAUCAGCUUGGGGAGCCCUUAUGUUGGAGUGAUUACAUAUCAUUGCCAUUUACUCAAACAGUUAUCACAGAAACUUUGAGAAUGGGAAAUAUAAUAAUUGGUGUUAUGAGAAAGGCCAUAAAAGAUGUUGAAAUAAAAGGGUAUUUUAUACCACAAGGAUGGUGUGUCUUUGCAAAUUUGAGAUCGGUUCAUCUAGAUGAGAAAAACUAUGAGCUUCCAUAUCAAUUCAAUCCAUGGAGGUGGCAAAAUAAAGACAUUAGCAGUUGCUAUUUCACUCCUUUUGGAGGGGGACAAAGGCUGUGUCCUGGCCUUGACUUGGCCAGGCUUGAAUCUUCCAUCUUCCUACACCACUUUGUAACUCAAUUCAGAUGGUGUGCUGAAAAAGAUACAAUAGUGAACUUUCCCACAGUAAGAAUGAAAAGGAGGAUGCCUAUCAUGGUAAGGAGAGUGGAAACUUGAGUUGCCUUGGCCAGAAAGUAUGAUGCCAGUUCUACAUACUGAUACAUUACAACCAACCAGUAUAUAUUAAAUCACAAAUGCAAAACAAGAGGAAAAAUGGGGGGGGGGCCAGAAAGAUUGGCUAAUGUGGUGGACACACGUGUGGAGGAGCUUCAUAAAUCAUGAGCUUUUCUGUUCCCUUGCAUAUUAGUCUUUGCACAUAAAGAUAAUAGAAAGAUUCUUCUUUUGAGGGACCCAUGAAUUAUGCAUUUACUUUUCACCAAUUCUUCUUUCUCAUUUACCUAGUAUGCAAGGAACAAAAGAUGAUUGUAAUGCAUAGCACUUUCAUCCUGUUUUGAAUCAGAGUUUCUCCUUCUUUUUUC
This is a messenger RNA of Lotus japonicus, 1972 nucleotides long. RefSeq names its product 3-epi-6-deoxocathasterone 23-monooxygenase CYP90D1. The record is from RefSeq and is a predicted model, not a curated record. The transcript is spliced from 8 exons. Bases 189 to 1610 code for a protein of 473 amino acids. Gene Ontology annotation, biological process: multicellular organism development; sterol metabolic process; brassinosteroid homeostasis. Gene Ontology annotation, molecular function: iron ion binding; oxidoreductase activity, acting on paired donors, with incorporation or reduction of molecular oxygen, NAD(P)H as one donor, and incorporation of one atom of oxygen; heme binding. Lineage: Eukaryota; Viridiplantae; Streptophyta; Magnoliopsida; Fabales; Fabaceae.